CCUUAUGACGUAAGACUAAGAACCUCACUUGGCAAAAUGGCGGAGUACGCAAACCUCGAAGACUGGCGCUUUGAUUUAAACUCGCAUCCCAUUUUUGAGAAGUUGCGGUCAAAUCCACCUAGAAAUGGCAGAAAUGAAAGAAUCAACCCUGAAAAUUUGAUAUUUGUUAACGAUGGUCAAAUUUACGUGUGGGAUAAUGAUGCAGCGAGGCUUCUAACGGCAAAUCUCCGAGACGUCCUCGUCCAAGAACAAGCGCAUCAGUGCAACACACUACAGGUUCUCUUGUGCAUCAAUGCCCCUGUCUUUGAUGUUGAACAUAUAAUACCAAGUCUUUGUGGAGAGAAUGUCUUGCUGUAUGGUAGGAAAGGAGCCAGUGUAUUGGUGCUUCCUCGGAGACAUGGCAAGCAUGGAUUGUUUGAAGGAGGAAAGGCACAGAUUAAUUGCAGGAUUACACCAAUAGCUGAGAGGCUCUUCAUUUCUAAUACAUCACUAUGUCUGCUGAAGGCUGCCUGGUACCCAGGGAGCGAAAAUGAUAUGCAUCUAUCAAUUCUUACUUCAGACAACUAUUUCAGACUGUAUGACAUUACUUCACCACUGAAACCAGUCCAAACCCAUCGACUGGGAUCACAUGCUACCAGCUUUGCCUUGUCUUCCUCUCACUCCACGUUUGACGCUGCACUGGGUGAAAUCGCCAUCACCUUUGAUUAUGGCCCGCCCUCUCUAGUCCAGGCCAACACAGUGUACAGAGGGGCGGGAUCAGAGAGCUUUAUAUACCCUGUCUUCAUCCUUAGAGGCAAUGGGGAUAUCUAUGUGCUGAAUACAAGUUUGACAGAUGUUAGAUAUUCACACACCAAGCUACUUGGACCUCUGCCCAUGCACCCCCCUGCAGAGGAUAACUAUGGCAUGGAUGCAUGCAGUCUUUGUUGCCUUGAAAGUCAACCACCUGUCCUUGUUGUUGCUACCACUUCAGGCCUUCUUCACCACUGUAUCCUUGUUGCGGGUGAAACAGAUGCUGACGAUGACAGUACAAGCAUCCAUUCUGGUGACACAUCGAGCAUAGCUUCACUUGGACCAGGUGACAGUGAAUUCUCUCUGUAUGUAUACGAGACUGUAGAACUGACAAGGUGUCCUGUAACAGUGGAAGAUUAUGAUAGCGACAUAUCCUAUCCCAUCAUGCUUCAUUCAGAUCCUUCAUCAUGUAAGAGAUACUUCUGUUCUCACAGCGGUGGAGUACAUAGUGUCAUCUUGGCCUGGCUAGACAAACUUGAAAAAUUUUGUAGUAAUGGAGGAGAUGAAGAGGAAGAGACUAUACAUGAAGUCAACCAGGAUCAUCCCUGUAUAUUAAGGCACAUGAUUUGCACCAUGCCCUCUGAAACUUGUGCUCCAUCUCCUAUUUUGGGUGUGGCAGUCAUCAUCGAUCAGUUGCUAGGCAACAAUCUCAUAUGCUUGACUCACAACAGGGAAUGUAUGAGCACACCACUUGUCCCCAUAGAAGCUUCUACCCCACCCCCGCUGAUGUCUGAAGGGAGGGGUGAUGAGCCUCCAGUGUCCCCCCUCAGGCAAGCCAACCCAGAACCAUUCCAGAAGUACAUCAAGAGACUCCUCCAGAGAAACCAUUCCAAUCCUAUUCUCAAGACGAGUAGUAAGACGCAGCUCAAUCUUGAUGAAUGCUUCCAGCUGCUCCUACGAGCCACCAAGACACUGCGAGAGGAAUAUAUUCAUAAGCAAGAUACGGUUAAGGAAGAGAUUGAGAAGAGAGUCAAGAUCCUGAAACAACAGAAACAGCAGCAGUUGGCAGAUCUUGCAGAGUGUCAGCAAUUAAAGGGAGAUAUCAGCAUCAAAGCAGAGGAGUUAGCUGAGAGGUAUAGUGAUGCAGAGGAAAAACAGGAAGAACUUCUUAACAGGGUGGGGGUUGUCCUACACACGCUACAGAGUCAGCUUCCCAUCCUAUCUGAGGCUGAACAAGGUAUGAGAACAGAGUUAGAAUCAAUGCAGAACAAGAUUGAACACCUCAAGACCUCACUUAAGCAGGUGAAAGCUAAAAACAUCUAUCAGCAGAAGUAUGCUGAGAAACAACAAAAGAUUAAAGCACCACCAUCUUUGAGUCAAGCCCAAGAAAAACAGCUGAAAUCACUACUCAAAGAGCAAACUGAGGAAAUUGCAACUCUCAUUUCAGAAGUUCAGAAUAUCUCAAUAGCGGUUGGGCCAUGAGCUGAAAUUACCAGUCAAUCAAUUGUUAUAUACAGGGCUUCAUUCCAUAAAACCCUUUUCCUCAUCAACAUAGGACAAUAAUAUCGUAACAGCUUCUGAAAUCAUUGCAUUUUGAUUGGUUUAGAGCAAGUGUAGGGAAAUUGGAGAGUAUUUGUGAAACAUGGCCCUGUUGGUGGAUAUGCAUGUAUGUAUAUAUACACUGACCAAAAAAGCCCAAAUCACUCUUUUAAGUUAUAUGGAUUUCAAAUGGAAAAGAAAACAAAUUACAAAGACAUAAAAUGUUUCAAAUGGGCCUUUGAUUACCAAUACAGUCAGUUUCAAUAAGGACAUAUAUAGUAUGCCUGCCAAUGAGUUUAUUGUUGGAAUGCUCCCUUGGGAGUGGAAGAAAUGCAUACAUUGUGUGCUGGCAUGCCAGGAUCCAAUGAGCGGGGUAAUAAUAAUUGUAUGUAAAGCACUUAUAAACGCAAAGUAUUAAGUGCUAUAUCCAGUUGUGUUCAAAAGUUAGUGAAUCCCAGUACAAUAUACAUCCUUUUUGCUUAGUGUUAAAUGGAGACUAUGUUCGGCAAACCGCAAGAAAAAAAACUUUAUUCAUGUAAUAUUUUAUCACAUGACUUCAGAAAUAAUUAAUAUAUGGCAGAACAUGAACAGUUUAAAUAUAUGCUCAUAUUCUGGUGGGGUUCACUACCUUUUGAGCACCACUGUAAAGUAACUAUUAUUAUAUAAUGAAUGGAUGUUUUCUUGAGUGAUUUAUUCACAUUUGUAUGAUGUUGGACAUUACUAUGAUUCCGUAUUUUGAAUUCUUCUUAGAUACUAGCAUGAAGGCCAUACUGAUACAGUUUAUUCAUGCAAAUGUAGAAUUUUUUAUCCCCCUUCCAAACAAAGUUUGAAGGGGGUAUAUAGGAAUCAGUUUACGGUUGGACAGUUGGUCAGUUGCCUAUCUUGCACAUCAAACCACUUUCUCAAAUUUUAACCAAUUCUCUUGAAAUUUGGACCACACAUUGCAUCUUGGGGUAAUGAUGUGCAAGACACAUUUUUUGUACGUGUUGAAAAUUGUGUGGCCAUGGUAACGGCAUAAUAUACCAAAAAUUAGGUACAAAUCUUGCACAUCAAACUAAUUACUCAAUUUUUAACCAAUUCUCUUGAAAUUUAGACCACACAUUCGUCUUUGGGUAAGAUGUGCAAGACACAUUUUCAGUAUGUGUUGAAAAUUGUGUGGCCAUGGUAACGGUAUAAAAUGCCAAAAAUUAGGUGCAGCAGCAGAGGUAUUGAUCACCUCCAGUGUUAAUUCUAGUUUUGUAUCAGGCAGAGCAUUGAUGAAGAGAGUACAUGUAUCUAUGCUCUACAGCAUACUCAAACAUUUUAUUUCAGCAAAAGUCUGACCGGUAUUAAGAAUAGAAACUCAUGGUAAAGAGGGAGGGGGGGGGGGGGUAAGAUUAACAGAAACUCUCUUUGCACCUAUGUACACAACUGAUGCAAAGUUUUGAGUUGGGUGGUAGGAAUUGUAUGCUCAGCCCGAGUUUUGCUUCAUAUCUUAUAGGCUUUUUAUAGGCUGUCCAUGAAACCUAGAUGGAUUUCAAUGAAAAAAAAAUUGUUAAGAAGACAUGCUACGUUCAAGUCAUUUUGAUGGCUCAGAGAACCUUGCCACAUGCUGUGUUUUCACUUUACUCCAUUCAUCAAUUAGAUUAUUUUCAUGGCAGGGAAUAAUUUUGCUUUACAAAUUUGAAUAGCAUUUUU
Molecule: messenger RNA, 3945 nt
Organism: Lytechinus variegatus (green sea urchin)
Lineage: Eukaryota; Metazoa; Echinodermata; Echinoidea; Temnopleuroida; Toxopneustidae
Gene: nup88
Product: nuclear pore complex protein Nup88-like
Exons: 15
Coding region: 37-2211 (724 amino acids)
Biological process (GO): protein import into nucleus; ribosomal large subunit export from nucleus; ribosomal small subunit export from nucleus
Cellular component (GO): nuclear pore
Molecular function (GO): structural constituent of nuclear pore
Source: RefSeq, a predicted model, not a curated record